Messenger RNA from Sebastes umbrosus (honeycomb rockfish), 2434 nucleotides. It is a transcript of the gene urod, whose product is annotated as uroporphyrinogen decarboxylase. Gene Ontology annotation, cellular component: cytosol. Gene Ontology annotation, molecular function: uroporphyrinogen decarboxylase activity. Gene Ontology annotation, biological process: heme biosynthetic process. The transcript has 10 exons. The coding region runs from base 16 to 1293 and encodes 425 amino acids. NCBI's taxonomy places the organism in Eukaryota, Metazoa, Chordata, Actinopteri, Perciformes, Sebastidae. The record is from RefSeq and is a predicted model, not a curated record.
UCCGGGUCUGGUCACAUGACCUUCCAACAUGGCUUUGCCCUGCAGGUCAGUGCUGUAGCAGAGAGAGAGUUUGUUGUUCCAGCAGGUUUAGAUGACAGUUUGAGGAGCCGCAGGUCGUUACAGACAUCAUUACAGAGACACAGAGGAGCUUCUGAUAGAGCAGCUCACCUCCUCAACACCGCCGACAUGAGCAAGGACGGUUUAAUCCUCCCGAAGGACUUCCCCCAGCUCCAGAACGAUACAUUCCUACGAGCAGCACGAGGACAGGAAACUGAACAUGUCCCUGUCUGGUGUAUGAGACAGGCUGGGAGAUACCUACCAGAGUUUCGUGAGACCAGAGCAGCGAAGGACUUCUUUGAGACAUGUCGGUCACCAGAGUCCUGCUGUGAGCUCACGCUGCAGCCUCUGAGACGCUUUCCCUUCGAUGCUGCCAUCAUCUUCUCUGACAUCCUGGUUAUCCCACAGGCCAUGGGUAUGGAUGUCCAGAUGGUGGCAGGUAAAGGUCCCACAUUCCCAGACCCCCUGAAGGAGCCAGAGGACCUGCAGCGUCUGCAGGCCAAAGUGGACGUUGACAAAGAACUGGGCUACGUCUUCAAAGCCAUCACGCUGACUCGACACAAGAUAGAGGGAAAAGUGCCGCUCAUAGGAUUCACCGGAGCUCCGUGGACGCUGAUGUCCUACAUGAUAGAAGGCGGAGGCUCCAAGACAUUCUCUAAAGCGAAGCGUUGGCUGUACAGACACCCGAAGGCCAGCCACAUGCUGCUGAGGAUGCUGACAGAUGUGAUAGUGGAGUAUCUGCUGGGACAGGUGGCAGCUGGAGCUCAGGCUCUGCAGGUGUUUGAGUCCCACGCCGGCAUUCUGGGGCCGGCCGAGUUUAAAGAGUUCUCUCUGCCUUACCUCCGAGACAUCGCUCGCAGCGUCAAGGAUAAACUCAAGGAGGCGGGAAAAGACAUUCCCAUGAUUGUGUUUGCUAAAGAUGCUCACUACGGUCUAGAGGAUCUGUCUCAGUCUCAUUAUGAGGUGGUUGGGCUGGACUGGACCAUUGACCCACGAUCAGCACGGGAGCGCACAGGAGGGAAGGUCAGCCUGCAAGGAAACAUGGACCCUUGUGCUCUCUACGCUCCAAAGGAGCGCAUUUCAGAGAUCGUGAAGAAGAUGCUGGAGGGUUUCGGCACGAGGGGCUACAUCGCCAACCUGGGCCACGGCCUUUACCCCGACAUGGACCCGGAGAACGUGGGUGCCUUCGUCGAAGCCGUGCACCAACACUCGAAACAGAUGGUCAAACAAAUGUAAAGACGGAUGUGUCUGUGUGAGGGAGUGCGUAAGCCAAAAAAGGAUGAUGGGAAAAAUGUACAAUAAUGCAUUAUUUUAUUAAAAUCUAAAACAUUUACAGCUUCACGUCUGUUUUCAGCAGUUAAAUAAUCCAUUCCCAGAGGUUUUCUAGGAGGAAAAAUAAAAAAUAAUACUGUUCUGUGACACACAAAAAGAAAAAUUCUCGUCCAGUGUAUUUUCAGGAUAAACAAGAUGUUGGUUUUCUAAGACAAGAUUUUCUGUUCAUCAUAUAAUAUGUUGAUCUGACCAGGAGUGGAAUAUGUUUCCAUUGUAAAGGGAUGAUUUUUGCUUUUACAUGUACAUUAAAACCACAUUUAAAUUGUAAGGGAUUUGUAUUAAUGUUGGAUCUAUUCAAAAAUGCUCAAAACAGCUUUGACUUUCUUUUAUAUGUCAUUCAAUCAAACUCCCCAUAAUGUCACAUACAAAUACAACUAGAGACGAGCCUUUAUAACCUCUUAAUAGCUGUAAACAGCUUCAGUCAGAGCAUCAGCACAAGUCGCCUCUUUGUCCUUGAAGAAAAACAAUAAAAGGAUCCAAACUGCUGUGAAAACAAAAGCCGGUGAUUUGGCAAAAUAACUUCAACAAGAGAUGCUCUACUGCAGUUCUAAAAUGAAUUUUUAAGGGAAAAUGUCAGCGCACAGCAGUCGAUCAUUUUACCAUCCAACAUCUUAACGGUGAACAAAAUCCCCCGCUGGAUCUCAGCAUGGAAGAGUUUUAUUUUUACUCCUGCAGAUAGAAAAUCUUGUAAGAAAUACAUGUUGUACAAGAUGAUGCCUUAUGCUGUCUUUGUCUUUCACCCUGAAUCUGUUUUUUUUAUUACUUGAUCAACUCGGCUUAGGAAAAGUGUCUUAUGAAGUGAAUCGCAUUGUAGGCAUCCUGAGAGGUUGCAUGUGAUUUGCAACAUAAAACCCAUGAAUGUGUUUAUCUGGCUGGUUUUAUUCUGUCCAGUUAAAUAAAGAUUGAUUUAAUUUUUAAUGAACUUUAUGUUGUUUUGUAUUUCACAUUAAGUUAUUAGAUGUUUUUCCCCCUUGCCUCAGGAUUAUUGUACCUCGGCAUAAAUAAAAAAAAUAAAAAAUGUGAUGGUCAUCAUAUAUUACCUUAA